Messenger RNA from Chaetomium fimeti, 1079 nucleotides. RefSeq lists its product as uncharacterized. Bases 24 to 1079 code for a protein of 351 amino acids. Gene Ontology annotation, molecular function: oxidoreductase activity. The record is from RefSeq and is a predicted model, not a curated record. NCBI's taxonomy places the organism in Eukaryota, Fungi, Ascomycota, Sordariomycetes, Sordariales, Chaetomiaceae. The transcript is spliced from 5 exons.
CAGAAACAUUUGACGCACUUCUCAUGAUGAUCCAGUACACGACCUGGGCGACUGCCCUGUUUGCUGGCCUGGCUGUGGCUCAGUCGUACCCUCCAGAUGCGGUCGAUCAGUUGGCGACCGACAGUCUGCCAAAGCUGAAGGAAUGGCUCGCAAAGAACCCCCAGGACGGUUGUACUUUUGAAACGGCCGUCAGACGGAGGGAAUGGAGCGACUUGACUGUCGAGGAACGCAAGGAAUACACGGAUGCCGUGCUGUGCCUUCAGUCGAAGCCCGCCUUGACCAGCGCGGCAGCACCAGGCGCAAAGAGCAGGUUUGAUGAUUAUGUUGUCGUCCACAUUCAGCAAACGCCGAGGAAUCACGGUUCGUACUGGAACUGGGAUCGCUACGCCAAGGACCCCGUUAACUCGCCGCUUUUCGACGGCACCGAAGGAAGCAUGGGGAGCAAUGGCGCAAAGGAAGCACACCAAGGCAUUACCAUACCCGGUGCCGGCACUAUCCCACCCGCGGAUGGUGGCGGUUGCGUCACAGAGGGUCCGUUUAAGAACAUGACCGUCAACCUCGGCCCGAUAGCCCCCAGCCUCCAGAUCAAGCGCAACCCCCAGGCCGACGGGCUCGGCCACAACCCACGGUGCCUGCGGCGGGACGUCAACAAACACGCGGCGGCCGUGACGACAGCCAACUACACGCACGAGCUGAUCACGACCAACCAGGAGGUGUUCUGGUUCCAGACCGUCAUGGAGGGCCAGUUCCCGCAGGGCAAGUGGGGAGUGCACGCGGGCGGCCACUACACGGUCUCGGGCGACCCGGCCGGCGACUUCUACGUCAGCCCCGGCGACCCGGCCUUCUGGCUGCACCACUCCAUGAUCGACCGCGUCUGGUGGAUCUGGCAGAUGCAGGACCUCGAGAAGCGGCUGACCGAGGUGAGCAUGACGCGCACCAUGAACAACAUGCCGCCGAGCGCGAACGGCACGCUGGAUGAUCUGAGUGGGUUGGGCGUGUUGGCGGAGGAUGUGGAGGUGCGGGAACUCAUGAGCACCAUGGGUGGGUUGAGUGGAAAGUUCUGUUACAUUUACGAAUAA